AUGGUUGUAUUCUACUUCAAAAAACGGAGGACUCUCAAUCCUAACACUAUCCAUCCGGCAUUAUAUCAGCAGUUCUUGAUAAUGCAAAUCCUGAAUAUUUGCCACGUCAUCACAAGUUUUUUGACGAUGAGAAUACCAGACGCUGCACUUCUCGAUAUGACUUCCAUAUGCUAUAUGAACAACUUUUUGCGAUUUCUGAUGUUUUUCAAUCAUGCUGUUGUUUAUGCUAAAAAUUUAUCCACUAUUUCAUUUUGUCUCAUACGAGUUUUCUUUCUUUUUACGGAAACUGGAAAGGAUGCAUCAUUCAUCAUUUACAUCACUCUAUUUAAUUUCCCAAUUUCUUUCCUUCUGGCUCUCCCUACAUAUUUCAUGAAUGUUACGUGCAUUGGUCCAUCCGAUUCAAAGUUUCCAACAGGAUCUUUUUUGAUAAUUUCAGAUUCUGAAAAUGGGAAUAUGAGCACAAGCAAGAUUAUUGAAGUUCUAAUAUAUCCAUUUUUCAUUAUAAUGAUACUUUUACUCAAUAUAUGCAUGUUUUGGAAACUCUGGCAAAGUCGUAAACUAAGUACCGUAGUCCGCCGAAAGUACGAUCGAAAUGCGGAGAAAAGCCUCACAAUUACGAUGACUCUGAUCCUUCUACCUGUCAUUAUCAACUCAUCGAUUGCCAUUUCGAACAUUUUAAAUCAUUUUAAUUUUGUCCUUUAUGUGAUCAGACCAUGGUAUCGAGCCCAUUCAAUGAUAAUGAGUAUCCCAUCUGCCCUCUCAAACACGGGCGGUAUCUUCGAAACGCCCGCCAAAAUCGUUGAUGAACUUGUGAAACACCGAAGAAUGGCGAAAGGAUACGAAGAGACACGUCAUCCACACGUUCCGAAGAUUCUGAAGAAGACUGUAGACUUCCAAGAAAUCAAAAAAACUUAUGGCUAUCUCGGAGUAACUGUGGGAGUGGCAGGAAUAGAACACGGGAGUAAAGAAUGUCUCGAUUGGAUCCAAAAAUUUGUUGGAGAGAGAUACAAAGCGAUCUCAGAUUCGAUUGAGAUUCCACAGAACGCCAUUGCUGUUUCCAUGGCCGGAUCGAAUUUCGAAAUAGGAUCAAGCUGCCAAGAAUUCCGUGCUAUUCGUGCUUAUAAAGCAGGAGGACCAGGAGAGAAAGGCUACUUCAGCUACAAACGACUGUCCAAAAACCUACAAAUCACAAUUUACAAUGAUGAACUCGGAAACCAAUUCUUGGCUGGAUGCUGCUUCUACCCAACUGCCGCUGGAAAAAUCGUCACUUGUAUGGAUGAUCAGAAGACGAUUUUUUACAAUGAACUUGCGAAAAUGGAACCGUUCCCAUUGGCUAAUCGUGCUCACAAUUUCUACUACAAAAACCGUGGGAAAUACGGUAGAUACUGUAGCAUUGCUCAAUGUCGAGUCCUCGUUUGGACAGGAAAAUCAGAUGGACAGAUUGUUCAUGAACUGUACGAUCCAUUCUUCAAUGAGAUAACUUACAAAGGAUGUGCAGAGUGUGCUCAGGACUUCAAGAACUACAAGUUUGAGGAGCCAACGACGAAGGACACAGAGAAGGCGGAGCCAAAGAAGACGGGGACGGAGAAGACGGAGCCAGAGAAGGCGGAGACGGAGAAGACGGAGCCAGAGAAGGAGGAACCAAAGAAAGAGGAACCCAAAAAGAUUGAGCAAGUAGCUGAGAAGUCGGAGAGUAGCGAGACCAAGCAAGUGGUAAACGAUGAAAAGAACGAUGAUAUUCCGGAUGACUUCGAUGCACUCGACGAUAUUUCCAACUUCGAUGCCAUUUCCAUUCACUAA
Messenger RNA from Caenorhabditis remanei, 1800 nucleotides. RefSeq lists its product as uncharacterized. The record is from RefSeq and is a predicted model, not a curated record. The transcript is spliced from 6 exons. The coding region runs from base 1 to 1800 and encodes 599 amino acids. Lineage: Eukaryota; Metazoa; Nematoda; Chromadorea; Rhabditida; Rhabditidae.